AAAUAAUUAAGGAUGCUCUUGAGAGGGGCAUACGCCAAUAUUUUUAUUUGAGCCGUAUUUACUGCGAUAUUAUACCAAUAACCUAAAAAUGACCGCAUUAACAUAUAAAAUGUCGCUUGACGGGAUGCAUGCCUCUUUGCAGUUUCUUUGCACUAUGAAUUUUUUUCCUUAAUAUGGCUGUAAAAACAGCUUCGUCGUAAUAAAGGAUGAGACGAUUAAUUAUGAAUUUCCAGAUCAUAUGUUCUAAAUGUAAUUGGCGCCUACAAACCCAACCGCUGACCAAAACCUAACCGUUUUGUGUUAGCGAAGUUGCUGCGCUGAAAUUAUAUCACCCUAAUGUACAGCAAAUUGAUUUUAUAAGAAAUUCUAGAUUUCACUAUAUCUCAGCCAAUUGAGCUGUGGACUCACCAUGGGAAAUAAUAAUGGUAAAGAUAGGAAGAAAAAUAAAGACGAACGACAACCCAACAAUAUAAAGCCCGAACCGAAUGAGCGUCGGGCUCGGCAGUCAGGCGAUGAGUUAGAGCAGCCGGAUGCAGAGGCAACGGUUCAGGCAGAACCACCCACAGGGCAGAAAUCGAUUCGAAGGAAGUUUUCUUCGUUCAGGGAAAGUCUCAAGUUAAGAAGAAAAAGUUCAUACUCAGACUGCUCUAAUGAUCGAAUUGAGAACAAAAAACAGGAAACAUUUCAGUUCAGGUCAAUGCGAAUUAAUAGAACAUCAAAAAAGGACGCACUCAAACACAGGAAGACUUCCACAACACUGGUCCAGCAGGAAUUUUCCUACAUCGAUACCCGCGAAGCAGCUUCACACUCCAACAGUCUAACUGGAAGUCGAGCAACUCUUUCUAGCCAAACGGGGCCUUUUGGCAUUUACAUCAACGGUCGCCAAGGGGGUUCCAUGAGAGAAAUGUUGCCUACAGACAACUCGCCUCGUCUGCGAACUGGAGUUUCAUACACUCUAGGUCUAGUGCAACCCAGUCCCGUUUCCAUCAGAUCAAACUUCACGACAACAAGUGGCGCUACUGCUGGAACAUACUACUCCGCAAAUGUGACCUUAGAUGACGACUACACAGGACCAGUAGACGGCAUGGUCACAGCAGCGACUUCGGUCUCAACGGACCAUAUCGCUUCUCGAGUCCUGGAGAAACAUGAGCUGAUUCCACAGCCGGUCACCCUGCCUUUCACUUCUGACAAAAGAACCUCAAAAAAAUUCCCUCAUUUCACUGCAGUCACCAGAUCCGAAUCAAUGCAUAAAAAAAGUGGCCCAGUACCGUCCAACAGUCGCCGUUCUUCUCUUGCUCGUACGAACUCUCAUCAGCUAAUAUCUGGACUUCCUGAAGACUUUCCUAACGCUGGCCGACGCAGGCCCAGUGUAAACAACCCUCAAGAUCCCGGCCUCAGGCAACACCCAAACGCUGACUCUGGCCAAGCCUGCCAGCAAGACCCUCAACAUGACAGAAAAGUUUACGUGGCCAAAACGAGCUGGAACAGAAGUGGUGAUCUCAACGUAGCUCAGUUCGAGAAACUGGAGCUGAUAAACAGGCAGGAAGACAACAGAUACUUCAUGAGGAGCCUGGUUACGGGCUCCAAGGGGGCGCUGCCCCGUAACGUUCUAACGCCGGAAGUAGAUCUCAGCAGGGCAGAGUGGUACUUUGGUUCAACCAACCGCCAGGAUGCAGAGUCACACCUGAAGAAUUCGGGCACGAUGGGCAGUUACCUCAUCAGGCGUAAGGCCUUCAGCACUCGAGACUACGCUCUGUCCGUGCUGGACGGCCGCAACGUACAUCACUACGUCAUUCGGGAGCACGACACCGGCGGCUACUUCAUCGAACGCUCGGUUCCCUUUGCGACUCUCGACGAGCUCAUCGUACACUACAGCAGUGACGGAACAAACCUCUGCACGAGACUGGUCAUUCCUUGUAGUAAGGUUUUGGAGCGCGUCAUCCCCAUGGAUCCCCGGUGGGAGCUUGACCGCAACAACAUCCGACUGGAGACAGAACUUGGCAAAGGACAGUUCGGAGUUGUCAGGAAAGCCACGCUGACUGUAAAAAGCGAUAAUGGCGAUGGCAUAAAUUCCAUCCAAGUUGCAGUCAAGGAGCUCAAGCGAGGGUCGGCGUCUGAAUUCUUAAAUGAGGUCAGCAACCUGAAGAACCUUCAGCAUGAGCGACUGCUGCAGCUCUUGGGGGUGUGCACUGACAAGGAGCCAUACUUCAUCGUCACCAAGUUCAUGAAAAAUGGCGCUUUACUCAAUUACCUAACAGGACCCGGUAAAAAAUCAUUGAAGGAGGAGUUGUUAUACUUCGCCCUGCAAGUAGCAGAAGGAAUGACGUACUUGGAAUCAAAGCAAUACGUUCACAGAGACCUUGCCGCGAGAAACGUCUUGCUCGACCAUCAGCUCAACGUUAAAAUUGCAGAUUUUGGUCUUUCUAGACUUUUGACAGAUCAGCACAAAUCGGGGCAAGAAAAUAGCCGGCUACCAAUAAAAUGGACGGCGCUCGAGGCUCUCUUAAAAGGCGAGUUCAGCAGCAAAAGCGACGUGUGGUCUUUCGGUGUGCUUCUCCACGAGAUCAUGUCCAAAGGCGUGACCCCAUACAAAGAGAUGAACAACAAUGAAGUGAUAGAAUACCUUAAAAAGGGUAAAAGGAUGUUCCAAGAUCCUAGCAUCGAUGACCGCUGCUACAACAUCAUGCUCUCGUGCUGGUGUCCCAGGCCCGAAAACCGGCCCACGUUCUUCAACCUACGAGAGCAGCUCACCUAUUAUAUUAAGGAUGAAAAACAGCAUAGAAUCGCUUAUGCAUUUGAUGCAAACUGCAAUUUUUAACUAGUGCUGAAAUUGGUUAUUGAUAAACGUCGAUCAAAUGUGUGUCAAGAAUACAUUUAUUCAGUAUGUCUGAGUCAACAUUUGUAGCUUAUUUAUAUUAUAACAAUGUUCAAAAUCUAUUAAGUGAUGAAGCAACUUUCAGCUCAAUUGGCAAAUUGAACGUUCCAUAUGGGACAUUUCAUGUUGCAAGUACAAAUUCUGCCCGUUUGAUUAGUUUCUCUUGUGCUGCAUCUUAAGACCGAAUUCCACUUUGCUUCACAGUCAUCUUGCAUUCAGAGCCUAAAUAUACGAGAGUCGCAUUAACUAUGCAUCGUACUUAUAACAAAACAACAACAAUAUAAUAGCGGUUUCAGCAUUUAUUAGGCCGUAGGCCU
Molecule: messenger RNA, 3192 nt
Organism: Hyalella azteca
Lineage: Eukaryota; Metazoa; Arthropoda; Malacostraca; Amphipoda; Hyalellidae
Product: tyrosine-protein kinase SRK2
Exons: 10
Coding region: 410-2818 (802 amino acids)
Biological process (GO): protein phosphorylation; innate immune response; cell differentiation
Cellular component (GO): extrinsic component of cytoplasmic side of plasma membrane
Molecular function (GO): signaling receptor binding; ATP binding; non-membrane spanning protein tyrosine kinase activity
Source: RefSeq, a predicted model, not a curated record